Messenger RNA from Neocloeon triangulifer, 2445 nucleotides. It is a transcript of the gene Esp, whose product is annotated as sodium-independent sulfate anion transporter. The transcript has 13 exons. The record is from RefSeq and is a predicted model, not a curated record. NCBI's taxonomy places the organism in Eukaryota, Metazoa, Arthropoda, Insecta, Ephemeroptera, Baetidae. Gene Ontology annotation, biological process: transmembrane transport. Gene Ontology annotation, cellular component: membrane. The coding region runs from base 173 to 2110 and encodes 645 amino acids. Gene Ontology annotation, molecular function: sulfate transmembrane transporter activity.
GGAGGCAAAUAAAAGUAGGGUUGGUGGAAAUUCGCGGUGCCAGACACUCGUCCGACUCGACGCUUGUAGGCUGCCUUGGAGAGGUCACUUUUCCCGGAGACCUGCCGGCACAGCCAAGACACUUAUCAGUGGUCACACUUGUAAUUCCUAAUCAGUGUUGCUCGAGUGUCUGAUGACGGCGAUGAGUGACAACCACAGCUCCAACGGCGACGGUCGCAACAACCUGACCUCGCACCUUCCCGAUGGAGGGUCCGCGUCCACCAUCUGCAUCCCCGAGCCCAUGGGCAGCACAGAUUUCAUACUUGUGAACGAAGAUAAGCGGCGGCGAGGAGCGAAGUUGAAAGAAAGUGCGAGUAAAAUAAGCCUGAUUGCCAAAGAAAAAAUCCAAAAGAGCUGCACGCGAAAACUGCUGUUCAAGCGGCUGCCCAUCCUGCGCUGGCUGCCCAAGUACAACUUUGCGGACGCGGUCGGCGACCUGGUGGCUGGAAUCACGGUCGGCCUCACCGUCAUUCCGCAGGCCUUGGCGUACGCAAACAUCGCCGGCCUUCCACCGCAGUACGGUCUGUAUGGAUCGUUCUUCGGCGCCCUGUUGUAUAUCAUUUUCGGAAGCUGCAAAGAUGUGCCGAUGGGUCCGACGGCCAUCAUCUCACUGCUGACCUACCAGGCGGUCGGCGACAAAGGGGCCGAGCACGCCAUCAUGCUCACCUUCCUCAGCGGUUGUGUCAUCCUUCUCAUGGGCAUUCUAGGUUUAGGGUUUGUUAUAGAUUUUGUGUCUGGGCCAGUAUCGUCAGGGUUCACUUCGGCCGUGGCCCUGAUCAUCGUGACCAGUCAGAUCAAAGAUCUGUUGGGCAUCGGCAAAUACGUCAAAGGCAACACCUUCGUCGAAAUGUGGACGGCGAUCAUUGAAAACUUCGAGCACGUCCGGCUCGCGGACACUCUUCUCGGCAUCAUCUGCAUCGUCGCUCUGCUCGCCCUCAGGGCUGUGGGAACAAUCCAAAUUGGGCCGAAAGACGACGAGAAGAAAACGAUGGGACAGAAAGUGUUCAACAAAUUUUUGUGGCUGGUGUCGACGACGAGGAACGCGACGCUGGUGAUCAUUACCGGCAUCAUCGGCUGGGCCAUACAAGACGAUCUGUUCGUUCUCAUAGGAGUCGUACCUGCCGGUCUGCCCACAAUUCAACCUCCUCCCUUCACCGGCUACACCGACGAAGAUGGAACUUUCUUCUCCUUCUCUGAUAUUGUCUCGAAUCUCGGAACGGGAAUUAUCGUCCUGCCUAUCCUCGCCAUUCUGGAAAAUAUUUCCAUCUGCAAAGCGUUUUCCGCUGGAAAAUCUGUCGAUGCGACUCAAGAAAUGAUUGCCAUUGGCGUCUGCAACAUUGGCAAUUCUUUCGUCCAAGCCUUCCCUGGAACCGGAGCUUUGGCCAGAAGUGCGGUCAACAAUGCCAGUGGCGUCAGAUCCCCCUUGGGAGGACUUUACACUGGUCUUUUGGUCAUCUUGUCACUUCUAUUCUUCACCCCAUUCUUCCAAUACAUCCCUAAAACUGCCCUCGCCGCAUUAAUCAUCGCUGCAGUCAUUUUCAUGGUGGAAGUCCGAGUAAUCAAGCCCAUGUUCCGCAGCAAAAAACUUGAUCUGAUCCCUGGCCUGGGAACAUUCAUUUUCUGCCUGGGCAUCAAGCUGGAAAUUGGCAUCAUUGUUGGCGUCGGUAUCAACAUUUUGUUCAUCCUUUACCAGGCCGCGCGCCCCAAGAUUUCGAUGGAGAGGCUCUUUACCCGCGAUGGCGCCGAAUACAUAAUGCUGACACCAGACAGGUGUUUGAUCUUCCCCUCUGUGGACUACGUGAGAAACUUGGUCACCAAACACGGCACCAGACAAGGCAUGAUUCCGGUGGUCAUCGACUGCUCGCACAUUUACGGCGCCGACUUCACCGCCGCCCGGGUUGUAGAAAGUUUGACUAAUGAUUUUGCUGCGCGAAACCAACCCCUGUUUUUCUACAACUUGAAGCCGAGCGUGGUCGCCAUUUUCGAGGGUCUGCAGCCAAAGGACUUUGUUAUCUUUUACGAGGAAGACGACCUGGACAUGCUACUCAAAAGGCGGCAGGAGACGGCCUGAGGGGCAAUUAUUAUCAACACGCACUUUUGUAUAAGUCCACAUAAGAAGAGAACCCUUUAUACGAGAGUUAGAGACCUGCACUAGUCACCGAAUCGGGCACCCAUCACAUUAUAUAUUCGCCGAGUCCGACCAAUUCAUCGUCAAGCAAAUGAUUAAAUUAAUCAUUUCUUUUACUAUCCGAAUCACACAUAUUGUAAUUAUUAUUAAUGUUGUAUGAAAUAGAAAGCGUUGAACGUCCCAAGUUUAUUGAGAUUUAAAAAGUUAUUAUAGAAAAAGUCCUUAAAUUUAAAGGAAUGAAAAGAAAUAAACCUCAGCGGUACAAAUUCAACUUCUAA